AUGGCGGGGACGAUGAAAUGGAUGGAGAAUGCCAUCACCUGCAACCAGGUAGAGCAAGCGUGGCUCGAUGCCGGUCGCAGAGGUGAUAUCACGACCAUGCAAAGUCUUCGCAAGACGCACCCCAAGUGGCUCGCACUCGAACGCGUUGCAAUAACGUCCAAGUUGAAUCCAAAGUAUGCUGAUGUGGGCGACGAAGCUCCGUCGUUUUGUGACUGGGAAAAGUUUCACCUUCCAACGAUAGGAGCCUCUGCGCUCCAUGCGGCUGCCUGGGACGGCAACUACGACGUCUUGGAGUUUUUGCUAAAAGAGGGCCAGCAAGUAGAUGAGAGAGGUCGUCGAGGAGUAACGGCGUUGAUGGCAACACUCAUGCGACACAAUGUUCAAGCGUUGCGUGCGGUCUUUCAGGGAAGUGCGGUCGUGCAGCUCAAUACGGUCACGGAUUGCCGUAAGGAGGAUGCCGAACGCCUGAACAACACACUGAACGUUGUAAAGUUGCUACUCCGACACGGCGCAAAGAUAGAAGCGCGUGAUCAGGAAGGCAAGACAGCGCUACUCUUAGCCACGAAUGAUGAGCUUUUCGAGGUAGCAAAACUUCUCUUGGAAAAUGGAGCAUGUAUAGAUGCCCAGGACAUAGCUGGUAGAACUCCGCUUCAUGUGUGUCUGCGAACAUCUCCUGAACAGAGCGUACUGGUGACAAACUUGCUGAUUUCUCAAGGUGCACUAAUUGAUAUCCCGGAUAAGACUGGCGAGACCCCUUUAACGAUCGUUGUUCACAACGGGGAUACGACGGUACUGCAACUGCUUUUAAACCACUACUCUCUGGUCGCUACAUCCGGAAGACAGGAUUUCCCUGCUGCUGUGCUGCUGCAAGCGGCGGAGCUUGGAGUUGUCGACGCUGUACGUUUCUUGCUAGACAGCAAGUACACGAGCAUCGAUGUCGUCAAUGAGCGUGGUGAGACUGCGCUGCAUUUGGCGAUCGUAAAGAAGCACAAGCAGGUCAUCGAGAUGCUUUGCGCUUACGAGUCUGCAGAAAUUCUACUACAAGCCAGAACGCAUGGCAAGAAUGAGUCAGUGCUUGAUUAUGCUGCGCGCUACGGAUCCUUGCAGUUGGUGCAGUCACUGUUGGGCAAAAGGAGCUCGCACGAUAUUAAUGCGGCUGAUACUAUUGGGUCGACUUGCUGUGUCUCGCAAGUUCAACCCCUACAAUUGGAUCACCAAAUGAACGGACAAAGGUUGCACAGCUCGGAAACCUCGAUGCGUCACGGCAUGCGUCUCUUUCGAGCGAUCAAAACUGGCACUGGCGUCACAUUAGUAGCCAUAAACCCCGCUGCCCGUCGUUCUCUGGCCUUGUGGAUGGCCGAGUGUAGAGCUUCAUCGCCAACGACACUCUCCGACUUCUGCAUCAAUUGGUUGACAUGCGUGCAACACCCACAAACCAAUGUAAACCAGCAGCGAGACGCGAUAAAGCCAAGUGUUGUGACAAAGCCAGGAGGCCAAACAGCUAUCAAGGAUAAGCGCCAGCGUGUUUCUCUGAUCCCGGUAGUUGCUGCGUGUGUCUGCGCAGGUUACACGGUCGAUGCAGUGCCGUUGCUAAUGACAUUACCAUUCAAGCGUGAGGCAAUGCCACAUUUUCUCGAGUUGCUCAAGACUUUCGCACUUGAUACAAAGCACGCGUUGCUACAAAAGCUGCAGCUAGAGCUUUUAGCUGCCUGGAAGAUCGAGACACGACGGCAGGAGUCACGAAUCGGUUAG
Messenger RNA from Peronospora farinosa, 1752 nucleotides. Lineage: Eukaryota; Oomycota; Peronosporomycetes; Peronosporales; Peronosporaceae. The record is from the annotation of a GenBank genome assembly.